AGUCCCGGCAGACCCCGGAGGGUGAAUUCCUGCCGCUGGAUCAGCUGGAGCUCGACGUGGGCUUCAGCACCGGGGCUGACCAGCUGUUCCUGGUGUCCCCCCUCACCAUCUGCCACGUGAUAGACUCCAAGAGCCCGUUCUACGACCUGUCCCAGCGCAGCAUGCAGACCGAGCAGUUCGAGAUCGUCGUCAUCCUCGAGGGCAUCGUGGAGACCACGGGGAUGACGUGCCAAGCCAGGACGUCCUACACGGAGGACGAGGUGCUGUGGGGCCACCGCUUCUUCCCCGUCAUCUCCCUGGAGGAGGGCUUCUUCAAGGUGGAUUACUCGCAGUUCCACGCCACCUUCGAGGUGCCCACCCCGCCCUACAGCGUGAAGGAGCAGGAGGAGAUGCUGCUCAUGUCCUCGCCCCUCAUCGCGCCCGCCGUCGGCAACAGCAAGGAGAGGAACAGCUCGGUGGAGUGCCUGGACGGGCUGGACGAGGUGGGCACGAAGCUGCCCUCCAAACUGCAGAAAAUCACCGGCAGGGAGGACUUCCCCAAAAAACUCCUCAGGAUGAGCUCCACCACGUCGGAGAAGGCCUACAGCAUGGGGGACCUGCCCAUGAAACUGCAGCGCAUCAGCUCGGUGCCCGGCAACUCCGAGGAGAAGCUGGGCUCUAAGACCACCAAGAUGAUGUCGGAUCCCAUGAGCCAGUCGGUGGCCGAGCUGCCGCCCAAGCUGCAGAAGCUGUCGGGGGGCGGGAGGAUGGAGGGGAACCUGCCCCCCAAACUGCGCAAAAUGAAUUCCGACCGCUUCACAUAGCCCAGGGCGCCCGGGGCCACCGCGGGGAGCUGCGACUGCUCCGGGGAGGGCAGCGGGGCCGGGAGGGGCCCUGGCACCGGCACCGGGGGGAAGGGGGUGCGGAACUCGGAGGUCCGGAGGCAGGAGAUGCCCCCCUGGGCGGCGCCGGGGGCGUUGGCAUGUACCAUCACACCACGCAUGCGAUACCAGUGUGCCAUCCCUGCAUAUCGUCCUGUGGCAUGACUCCCACUGUAGUGACACUGUACAGCCCCAAAAAAGCGGGGAGGGAGGGGCCCUCCCCUCCCCCCCCACCCCGUACCCCUGAAGGAAUAGGGACAACAUGCGAGCGGGGAGCUUUCAGGCUGGACAUGAAACAAGCUGAAUGCCUCCACGAAGCCAAGCAGGCUCCUCUGCUGGAUGAACUGCACCCCAAAGGCAGAGCCACCUGAGUUCCCCCUGUCCCUCCAGGCUCGGAUUUCCCUCCUCUUGCUGUGCUGGCAGCUGGGCCAGCAGCCCUGCAGGCCGUGGUGGUCCCCAGCCCGGGUAGGCUCCUUGCUGCUUUUGCUGUGGUGGAAACGAUGUUUGACCGUGCUCUGAACUGAAGUUGACCCUGUGGGUUUCAAAAUGAGUAAUACUUUGUGUAAAUGUUGGGGUUGGUGUCCUCUGUGCUCUUGGGUUUCCUUUGCCCAUCCCGUUUGGCUCCGGGGUGGGCUGGGUGUUGUGUGGGUGCCCCGUCAUGGUGUCUUCUGCUGGGGGAGCACCCUCCCCAGAAUUCCAGAGGUCAGCUGUUGAGGUGCCCGUGGAUCCUGUGGGCUGUGUUUGGGGGCCCAUCCUUUGGCUGUUUCCUGGAGCAGGAGGUCUGGGAUGGAUGGAGCCGUUGGUGGCACCAUCGGUGGUCUGGGUAGGAAAGCUGCUGCCAAGAGCACCGGGAGGAGGGCCCUGUGGGAUGUCCUCUGCGUGUAAAACCCUCUGGACCACAUCCAGGUGGUCCCAGGCGUGGACAGGUGGGGGUCAGAGGAGCACCCGUGGCUUCAUUAAUGGAUGGGCCCUUCUGGCUCCCAGGCCCUGGCCCAUCCUGCACAAAUGCUGGCACGUGCUACCCAACUGGUUACAGAUCUGAUGGUCUUGGAGGGGAAAAGGGGGGGUCAUUAGAAAUGUUGGCAUGGAGCAAGAAGCCUGAAGCCCAGCACUGCUGGGGGCUGGCUCAACUUUCCUUGGAAGUUACAGUGUGUGACCUGUCAGUUGUACACCCAAGGACUUUGUGUGAGCUUCCAAAGUUCCUUUCAUCAUUUCUCCCCCUUUUUGAGUGGCCCUGCAUGUUCUUCCCACCCGUGGCUGCCCCUCAGUGCUCUGCACGUUGCUGUGAGGGGCAGGGCUGACCUGUGCUCCACACGUGCUCAGCCACGGGAAAACCUGGCCUUGUGCUCCCCCUUUUCCCCAACUCUCCUUCAGGUUGUCUUGUAAACUACCCCUGACUUUUGUGGCUGUUCUCCCAGCCCUUGGCUGGCACCAGGAAUAGCCAUGUCCCGCUGCCAGGUGUCCCCAGCAAAGCCACCACCCAGCCCGGCCCAGCGAGCCAAGGGCGCUGCCCAGCCU
Messenger RNA from Empidonax traillii (willow flycatcher), 2378 nucleotides. Its product is annotated as G protein-activated inward rectifier potassium channel 1. The record is from RefSeq and is a predicted model, not a curated record. Gene Ontology annotation, biological process: potassium ion import across plasma membrane; regulation of monoatomic ion transmembrane transport. Lineage: Eukaryota; Metazoa; Chordata; Aves; Passeriformes; Tyrannidae. Bases 162 to 803 code for a protein of 213 amino acids. The transcript has 3 exons. Gene Ontology annotation, molecular function: G-protein activated inward rectifier potassium channel activity. Gene Ontology annotation, cellular component: plasma membrane.